Molecule: messenger RNA, 3290 nt
Organism: Galleria mellonella (greater wax moth)
Lineage: Eukaryota; Metazoa; Arthropoda; Insecta; Lepidoptera; Pyralidae
Gene: Dad
Product: mothers against decapentaplegic homolog 6
Exons: 5
Coding region: 126-1073 (315 amino acids)
Biological process (GO): regulation of transcription by RNA polymerase II; BMP signaling pathway; anatomical structure morphogenesis
Cellular component (GO): heteromeric SMAD protein complex
Molecular function (GO): I-SMAD binding; transcription regulator inhibitor activity
Source: RefSeq, a predicted model, not a curated record
GGUCGUCCAAAGAAUACGUCCAUCAGUCGAGUGCCCGCACGCGGCGAGUGAUGACGUACCGUCAGCGUGUUGGUGUCGCGUGGCGCGGGUGGCCGCGCGACUCGUGACGCCGUCGUCGGCAUGUGAUGUUCCGGAGACGCGCGCUGCGGCGGCGGCUGGCGUUGGCCGGCGCGCCUUCCGUGCCCGACGACCAGCUGCGGCGGUUGGCCAGUGUCCUGGACGCGGGUGCCGACGGUAGAGAGUGCGUGCCGGCCGCCCAAGCCGGCCCUCAACUCCAACUCGCCGUCACCCGCUUCAGAUACCCCGAGCUCCGUGAACUGAGCGAGCUUCGGCGACUACCGCUCUGCAAGGAACAGCAGUGUUGCAACCCUUACCACUGGAGCCGCCUCUGCAAGCCUGAAACCCCUCCUCCACCAUACAGUCGUUACGCCAUGGACGACGUCAAAUCUAAAGAGCACGGCGAGAGAACCGAGGACGCAAGGAGGACAGAUCACGAGCGGCUAGUGGCUGGCUCCCUCGCCACUGAUGGCGAAGAACGUCAGAGCUGGGAGUCGGAGUGGUGUAGACUGGCGUAUUGGGAGUUAACGCAGCGGGUGGGGCGCCAGUUCGGGGUGCGUAUGCCCGCGGUGGACGUGUUCGGCGGCGACGGCGGCGCCUGCGGCAGCGGUCGCCACGGGCUCUGCCUGGACGCGCUCGAGCAGAGGGGCGACGUGCCACAACUUGAACAGGUGCGAAAAACGCGAGCGAAAAUCGGUCUCGGCGUGACCCUCUCGCUGGAGUCGGACGGGGUGUGGCUGUACAACCGGAGUGAAGAGCCCGUUUUCGUCAGCUCCCCAGCGCUCGACGCGGCCGCUGCCAAGGCGCUGCUGGUGUGGCGGGUCGCGCCCGGCCACUGCCUGUGCAUCUUCGACCCGGCGUGCCCCCCGCCGGCGGUCUCACUGCCGCACAUAGGCCCCGUGGACCCUCGCUCCGUGAGGAUCUCGUUCGCAAAGGGUUGGGGCCCCAAAUAUUCGAGGCGGGACGUUACUGCGUGCCCGUGCUGGCUCGAGGUGCUCCUCGCGCCGCCCAGCUGACGCCAGGACUAAAUUAUCGUUGGUUGUGUCUCGAUGUUCAGAACUGAACUUUUGAAUAUGGAAUAGUGAGUUUCCUUUUUUAAAUUUCAUAGACAAUUUUUUUUUAAAUCGAGAUGACAAGGACCGAAGAUUGUGGAUAACGGACCAUAGAGUGAAGAGUGAAGUGCAUAGACAAUUUGACAAGAACUACAAUCAAAUAGUGAGUGUACAAUGUUUGUGCGCGGCUCUGCUCGCACAGCGGCGUGAUAUGCCCCACUCUGUUAUACAGAGGGCGUCUGCCUGGAUCUAUCUGUGGAUUAUAAUUUCCAUUACUUAAGUAUUUUUUAAUGUUUGUAUCACAUUUUUUUUUGUUACUGAAUGUGUUAUUGUACGCAUGUGAUGCGUGCGAAUCGAUGAAGUCCGUUGGCUGUUCAGCAGGUCCCCUGUUUUCGGGGGUGAAUGCACCUUCUCGUGACUACGUAUUUAUUUUAAUUAUUGACGAUUUUACUGUUCUGCUGUGACUGUAAAUAAAAAAAUCCCUUUACGUUUUAUAUUAAAAAUGUUAUAAACGUUCAGAAAGUUAUGAUCAAUUUGAUUUUCAAUUAAUUAUCAAUUUUUUUUUUAUAUUUAUUUUUUAUCUUACUUUUUACUAGUAAUUUGACAACUGUCAAUCGAUUUAUGACCAUGAAUUGUUAAAUUGAAAAUUAGAUUCUGUACAUUUUUUUGCAUAUAAAUAUUUUUUUUUUUCUCUAAAUUAUGAAACCAUAAAUUAAUUUUACUUUACAUAUAUUUUUCCAAAUAUGAUCAUUGUUUUCUGUGAAUUUUACAUAACGGGGCACAUCGUUGCAACUCGGAAUUUAUGGAGAUUACUUCAUGCAUUAUCAUUAUAAAAAAAAAAAAAAAAAACAUAAAUUUCAUCAUUUCUCUCAUCGUCAUUCAAAAGGUGCAGUGUACAUUGUAAUUAACGGAAACUCACAAAUGAGACUCUAUUUUGACAUUAUUAAUUAUAUAAAUAAAUAGAUUUUAAACCGAAAACACCAGAGUGAGACUUUGUACAAAAGUCGAUUCGACCACUGUCCCAUUCGUGUUUCAACCGUGAAGCAGUUGUGUUUGCAUGGCUGUGUUUCGGUUUGAACGGUGGGAUAUGACGUGAAUUUACAGGGUACAGAGGAAUAACACCUGAGUCCUCAGGAAUGGCAACGCAUGGGGGGUAUCAUGGGCGAAACAGUAUACUCUGUUAUGUCCAUGGUACUGCUCAUGUCUAUAGGCGACGGUUACCAAUUUCCAUCAGGUGGGCCGUCAGCUUGUUCGCCAUUCUAAGUUGUAUAAAAAACAAAUUAAUUGUGCCUACCUGUACAUUUAUUAAUUGUAUGUAUGUAAAUAUUUUAAUUAGAAUGUGCAUUGCAACCACGCCAUUAUUGCGUCUCUCGCAAAUUGGAAAAGCCAAUUUUGUCGUAGAGUGCACCCCAAUUCCAAUCUCCACGAGUUAACGCGACCAAAUCUGGUGGCCUAAUAAUUUUAUACGGCAAGUACCAUAAUUAGUCACAUAUGCAAUUUUGUAUCAUAAUAUGAAAUGUCGGCUUUAAGACAACGCGAGACUGUAUAUAUAAAUGGAACGUUAUAUGUACUAUAUUAUUUUGUAAUUAAUUAUUUAUAAUUAUAAAAUAUGCCUUACCUUAGAUUUUAAUUAAGAUUACUGUAUAUUCGUUUUGUACAAAUUAUUGACAUUUGACAGAAUUUUUUGUAUCGCGAGUUGUGUGCUGAUCUAACGCGAAGGCUGUGUGAUAAGCAUUUGUAGCCGAUUCCGGGUGGAAAUUUUAUAUUGAGACAUGUGUUUGAGGUCUCCGCAAUGUUACAAGUGUUGAGAUUAAUACUGUCCCGCCACUUUUUACUGUUGCACGCCGAUUGUCAUACAGUUGUAAUAGAAAGUUCCAGCAAUAGUAGGUAUCGUAAAAAUGAAAUAGUUCUAAAAAUGAAGAAAGUAAUUGCGUAAAAGUGCUAAAAAAUGUUUUUUUUUUUAAUUAAUUUUUUGACCAUUAACUCCUGAAUUAAUAAUCGCUGGAUUUCAUAUUGUUCUUAAACUUUUUGUUACCACCGUCUAAUAUCCCACGUGUAUUGUUUAAAAUGUACAUUUUUCUAUUUAUAUAUCUGAAAAAUAUGACGAUCUACAGUGACAUACAGAUUUACUAAUUAUUAUUCAGAAAAAUUACAUAGUACAUAUUUUUUUAUGUUGUCAAC